Stegastes partitus (bicolor damselfish) is the source of this 1098-nucleotide messenger RNA. RefSeq names its product solute carrier family 66 member 1 (gene slc66a1). Lineage: Eukaryota; Metazoa; Chordata; Actinopteri; Pomacentridae. Gene Ontology annotation, molecular function: basic amino acid transmembrane transporter activity. The transcript is spliced from 8 exons. The record is from RefSeq and is a predicted model, not a curated record. Gene Ontology annotation, cellular component: membrane. Bases 61 to 1005 code for a protein of 314 amino acids.
GCUUCCGCGGUUUUGUUGCCACAACGGACCGCCUGUCGCUCUUCCCCGGACCUUGUUGGCAUGUCGGCGGCCACACAGAACAUGUGGACAGACGGAGUCCUCACUCGCAGCACUUUUGGAUGGACCACACAAGGAAACUUCACCUCCUUGUGUCCUAAUGGGACCAAAUGGGUCUGGGAAGGGCUCGGGGAGUGUGCCCAGGACGCCAGGGACAUGGCCAGCAUCUACUUAGGCCUCCUGUCCAUCCUCUGCUUCAUGGUGUCCUCACUUCCACAGUACUACAGCUCCUGUAAGACAGGGAACAUGGACAGUGCCCUCUCCAUCUGGUUUCUGCUGCUGUGGCUCGGAGGCGACUCCUGCAACCUGGUGGGCUCCUUCUUGGCAGACCAGCUUCCGCUUCAGACAUACACAGCAGUGUAUUAUGUUCUGGCUGACCUGGUGAUGCUGGCCAUGUACACGUACUACAAGAUGAGCAACCGAGUGGCUGAACGUAGGAGGGUUUUGCAUGUGGUGGGUUUAGUCUGCGUCCUGGGCUUCACCACAAGCUUCGCUCACCUCCCCGGAGAAGGCACGCAGCAGGAAAUUGUUUCAUCUGUGGUCAGAGGUCGCUCCCUGCUCUCAACCUCUGAUGGCAGCUCAGCUCGGGAUUUUACCCCAAAGGAGAUCAUCGGUUUCUCCAUCGGUUCCAUCUCGUCAGUGCUCUACCUGUGCUCCAGACUUCCACAGAUGUACACUAAUUUCAAGAGGAAGUCGACAGAGGGAGUGUCGUACUUCUUGUUCGCGCUUGUUAUUCUCGGAAACACUACAUAUGGCCUGAGCGUCCUCCUGAAAAACCCCGACCAGGGACAGGGCGAGAGCAACUACCUGAUCCAUCACCUGCCCUGGCUCAUCGGCAGCCUCGGCACCCUCUCCUUAGACCUCAUUAUCUCAGUCCAGUUUCUAAUUUAUCGCAAAGCUCCGCUGCAGGUGGACUCCGAGGAGACGACGCCCCUGAUCAGGACCUGAACCAACUCGCUGCUGGUGGGACUCCAGCGAACGCUCUCCCACAGUGGAGUCGUCAGAAUUACUUCACCAACCAUCAAAACAAACUGUACUCUG